AUGCGACGACCUGGAGAAGCACUACGGAAUAACGCCCGGGCCAAGCGGCAAAUCGUGGAUGAUGAUGAUGACGAUGACGAGUACCCUCCCGUUAAGGGCGAGCAGGGCAACGACGGCAUGGGAGGUGGAGACCAAGACUAUGAUUACGGAGAUGACAACGACGACGACGAGGAAGAAGACUCCAAGGAGAAUGUCGGCCGAGCCAAGCGGGAACGUGACGUGAAUGGAGACGGCGGAGGAGUCAUUCAUGAUCGAGCCACAAAGGAGCUCAUCAGAUACAUGGUAGGAGCUCAUUCUCAGGGCAGGAUCAUCACCCGAGAGAAGUUGGAGGGUCUGAUGAUCAAUGUCAAGCUGUUUGACGAGAAGGAGAGCCGAAAGGGCCAAAAGCUGAGCGCGGCGCUGGAAAAGUGCGUUCCGUACUUGAGAAACGUAUUUGGAUACAGUAUUGUGCGGUUCGACAAGACCUUUCUGUUGGACCCUGCUGUUGUUGAUUUCAAGGACAAAGAAUUCGUGCUGCAGACAUGUCUUCCUCCCGUGUAUAACGAAGCCAACGGUAGCGACUACGCACGUGCCCCUGUUUCUGAUGAGGUUAUGAUGGCCUAUGUUGUGGCAUGUCUUGCAGGUCUGGUGGUCAAUAUGGGGGUGGCUGACUACCCCGUCUUGAGUCAGUACGUAACUUCUGUGGGGCUGGGCCAGUGUUUACACAAGGGCAAGCUCAAGGGUGCCGAUGAGAUGAUUGGACUGUUGUGCAAAAACGACUAUCUCAACCUCUUCCCUAUAGGUGGUGCCGCCCUGCCCAUGGCCAAGAAGGAGGUGGGCGCGGCCAAGCCCUCUGCCAAGAACGUGGUCAUCAAGGACUGCAAGGAUCUGGGUCUGGGCCAUCGCGAUCCAGAGAAGGCUGAGAUUGCCCUGGGGCCAAAAAUGUACUACGAGUUCAACACCCUGGCGGUGCUCUCGGUGUUCGAGACAAUCAACGGUGAACCCGUAAAGGGCGGUCUGGAAAAGAAGAUCAAGCGUUGCUGUUUUGGCGGUCCUGCACUAGAAGAGCAGGAGGGCGCCGAAGGCGCGGAAGAGGAGGUGGAACAGUUUUCUGAACAGUGA
Yarrowia lipolytica CLIB122 is the source of this 1101-nucleotide messenger RNA. RefSeq lists its product as uncharacterized. The record is from RefSeq and is a predicted model, not a curated record. Lineage: Eukaryota; Fungi; Ascomycota; Dipodascomycetes; Dipodascales.